CGAUUCGAACAGUUGAUUACUCUAUUAUCCCAUCCAUGGGCGCUCUGAGCAGACGUGUCGCAAAUAUCUAAAUGUAAUAAAUCAUGAACCACCUAAUAUCAACCAAGUGUCACAAUAAGUUAUAAAUUUACCUCAUCUACAACUGCGUGGACGCUGUAGGAAUAGUGCGCAAAUACCCUAAUCACCUCGAGGAAAAAGGAUUAUUUAUCCCUCCGCCGCCGAUAGCUGCGUGUGAGUACAACUGUUAUAUUUAGGAGAUACCAAUAUGUCGAAACGAGAAGACUGUGACGCCUGCUUCCAAGGAGUCUGUCAUGUGAAAAAAGUUAUUCUCGAAGGAUUCCGUAUCACCGACCAGCUGGCCAUCGACCGCACCAACAAUAUCCUCUACGCACAACUCGACCACCGCACCACAGCCAUCUUCCUCGAUGAAGCCAGGAUGAGAACCGUCCACGAUCUAAAAACAACAGGGUUAGCAGUGGAUCAAAAGAACCAAGUAUUGUACUCAAGUUUAAAUGGUGUCAUAUACAAACAUACAUACCAAGAACACGGUUACACCACAGAAACAGCCUUUAAACUAGAUCGACCAACAACACCUGCUAGACUGCGCUAUGAAGACGUCCUCUACACGAUCAAUGAGGAUGGCAGCUCGGCUUACUAUAGAGAGAGUUCAAAAUCCUUCGCUGGUUACGACAACUUAGAUAUCUUCGCUGUUACCGACAUGGCCAAUGUAAAAAAUAUAACCAACUGGUUCUUUGUUUCUGGUGAUAAACUUUACAGAUAUAUCUUGGACGACUAUAAUCGCAUGUCUUGGCAUCUUAUCUCUGGCAACAAGCACGUUCUAUCUAUUGGUAAAAACGGAGACGUAUAUUUUGGAAGUGCUGAUGAGAAAGUUAUUUAUAAGUUAGAUAGAGAAACAAUGGAAUUGGUAAAAUAUGGUGAUUAUGUGGAUGGUUCGGUGGUGGACUUUGUGUUUGAUAAAGAUGAGAACAUCGUGUUCCUUGACGCUGAUGGAAGCGUGGCGCGAUGGGUACCGAGGGGAGAGGCAUGCGAUGAGCACGACAAUACAUUUCAAAAUUUUGAAUUUUUAAGGUGAUUGCAGAUUCGGGAUGAGAAUCGUUCAAAUUUCUACCGUAAUUUCAGAAAAAUAAAGAAACGUCUUCUUCAUAGUCUUUUUAACCAAAGUGGUCAUAUGCGCAUCUCUCCAAAAAAUGUCUGCUCGUUUCCUGCAAUACAUACUCAAAUAGAAGUGCCCCGUUUAUAAGCAUAUUUUUGAGUUCCUGAUGUAUGCUUAAAAUAUAAGUGAAUGUGAUACUAAGUACAAAAAAUCUGCUUAAUUUAUUUUU
Leguminivora glycinivorella is the source of this 1343-nucleotide messenger RNA. RefSeq lists its product as uncharacterized. The transcript is spliced from 2 exons. Bases 266 to 1093 code for a protein of 275 amino acids. The record is from RefSeq and is a predicted model, not a curated record. Lineage: Eukaryota; Metazoa; Arthropoda; Insecta; Lepidoptera; Tortricidae.